AUGGGAAAGAAGGGCAGCUCGAACCCAGCGGACGCAUACCCACUCCGCGCGAAGGAGCUCAAGAGGGAUGCGAGGAAGAAGGUUCGCGAGGAUCAGGCCGUCAAACGUGAUACUAGAGAUCUUGAGGGACAGAUCAACUACCUGAAGUCGGUGACCAACCUCGAUGACGAUGGCAAGGACCGGCUGAGGAAGCUGGAAGACGAGUUGAAGCAGGUCAACAAGCUGAAGGAGAAAUACGUCGCUGCGCACCCAGAUGCUCGGGACCGGGUCUUUCACACUGGCAAGUACGCGCCGCGAGAACACAACGACAACGAGGGUCCGAAGCCCGAUCCGAUGGCACACCUUUACAACCCUGACGGCACGCUGCGCGAUCCGAAGAAGAGCUACUACUACGAUCCAGUGUACAACCCCUACGGAGUACCUCCUCCGGGAAUGCCGUAUCGGGAACGUACGCCGACCGGGAUGACGGAUCCGGAAGACAGCAGUGACGACUCCGACGAGGAUAGCGAUGACGAUAUCGUCAUGCCCGAGGGGCCCCCGCCGGAAGAGGAGCCGGAUUCGGACGACUCAGACUGGAUCCCGCUGCCGGACGGACCGCCGCCGCCGUCUGCUCUGCCAGCUCUGCCUCCUAUCCACAUGGGAAGAGGAGGGAUGCGUGGCCGGGGUCAGCCUCGAGGCGGGCCGCCGCGGGGAGGUCCUCCUCGUGGUGGACCUGGCCGGCCGCUUCCCGCUGCCCCGCCGUCAUUGCCGGCAAAGCCUGGGACGGCGCCUGUUGUUACUGCUCCGGCAGCUCCGCGAGUUGAGCCCAAGGCAGCUGUGGCUGCGGCGCCGGUCGCAGCGACGAUCAGCGCGGAGCCACAGCUGCGUGAUCUGCGCAAGGAGACGACGCAGUUCGUCCCUCGUGCCGCAAGGAAUGUCAAGGUGCGGCAGGAUCAGGGUCCCGGUCUGCUCGGUAAGCUGAAGGGCGUCGGUGUCGUAAGGGAUCAGGCAGAGGAGGACUACGACAAGUUCCUCGAGGGAUUGGACCACUCCCUCGUGCUCGCCCACUCGGGACAGGAGACUUUUGACCAGGAACCUUGGCACUUGACGUUCUCCGGUAUCGCGGGCUUCAUGCGGCUUCCGUUCGCGCGAUGCCUAGAGGAACCUGGCAAGGCAUUCGACCUCGCUAUCUUGGGUAUGCCCUUCGACACAACUGUCUCAUACCGACCUGGUGCACGCUUUGGUCCGCAUGCUAUCCGGAGCGGAUCGCGGCGAGCUGGACCCGCUCGCUCCUUCCUGGUGCCGUGGGGAACGAGUGUCACCCAAGAAUCGAACCUCGAGAUUGUGAGCUGCGAGGCGUCGGAAUCGAGCUCACUUCAGAUUGACUGCAACGAUGUUCCCAUCUCGCCCUAUGAUCCCGCGCUGGCCAUCGAUGAGAUGCAAACAGCCUACGCCACCCUCAUCAACCGCCCCGUCGUGAACGCCGACGGCUACACGGCGCAGCUGGCCAAGGAUGGACGAGAGCAUCCCCGCAUCCUCACUCUAGGCGGAGACCACACGGUCGUGCUCCCAAUUCUUGGAGCGCUUUACGAUGUCUACGGACCCAUCACCGUCCUCCAUUUCGACGCUCACCUCGACACCUGGAACGGUCAUGAGCUGGGCGGUGCUCAUAGCGAGCAGCACAAGGUUGUGAGUAAAGCUGCUGACCGACAGUCUAUGAAUGAUCUGCUUCACGAUGAGGCAGUGGGCUUCCAGGUCUUCACCACCGACGACAUCGAUGACAUGGGCGCGGAUGGCAUUGCUGCCGCCUUGAAGAAGCGCCUCGGCAAGGGCCCUGUCUAUCUCAGCUUCGACAUCGACACCAUUGAUCCCAGCAUGGCCCCUGCUACUGGCACGCCUGAAAGUGGCGGUUGGACGACUCGUGAAGUCAAGCGUAUCAUUCGUGCCCUGGGUGACCUUAACAUCGUGGGAGCGGAUAUCGUGGAGGUUGCUCCGGCUUACGACACGAACGCGGAACUCACGGCGAUGGCGGCCUCGGAUCUUGCGCAGGAGUUCAUGGCUCUCAUGAUCGCAAGGAAGCCCAAUCCCGCCGUCAAGGGUGGCAAGCUCAACCCCGGUCUCAAGGCUAAGGCGAAGGUAGCGGGUCAAGAGCAAGACGCCGCUGCGCGUGACGAACUUUGA
Messenger RNA from Trichosporon asahii var. asahii CBS 2479, 2160 nucleotides. RefSeq lists its product as uncharacterized. The transcript is spliced from 10 exons. NCBI's taxonomy places the organism in Eukaryota, Fungi, Basidiomycota, Tremellomycetes, Trichosporonales, Trichosporonaceae. Bases 1 to 2160 code for a protein of 719 amino acids. Gene Ontology annotation, molecular function: metal ion binding; agmatinase activity. The record is from RefSeq and is a predicted model, not a curated record. Gene Ontology annotation, biological process: RNA processing.